Molecule: messenger RNA, 801 nt
Organism: Botrytis porri
Lineage: Eukaryota; Fungi; Ascomycota; Leotiomycetes; Helotiales; Sclerotiniaceae
Exons: 2
Coding region: 1-801 (266 amino acids)
Source: RefSeq, a predicted model, not a curated record
AUGUCUACAACUCGCCAGAAUGUGCGGGCACAGGACAUCGAAGUUGGCUGUAUACUGUUCCUUCCAAGGACAAGCUUUGCGGAGGAUUUGCAAUGUAUGUGGUCUGAUGUCAAUGGCCAUCCGUGUCAAGAACACGGAGGUUGUGUCUUGAAGAAACAGGGGCACGGUCACCCUGUAGUGAUAAUUGGAAAACAUUAUGGGCCCGAUGGGAAUAGGCCAGACAUACCUAAGCUAUCAUUCGUUCAAAUGACUCAUGGUACCUUCCACUGUGCUAAUACCUCUGGACCGUCGAUCUUCUCCCCCUACGGACAUUAUGAGCGCGCCCAGGAUACCGGGCGACUCACUUUCCCACAAAAUUGCCGCUCACGCUACUGGUUUCGGGAUAUUGAGUAUCUCCGCCGCGGUCCAGGCAAUUUUCAAAUCCCUCAUGUUUUCUUCGCCUCACCGAGAAGCCUUAAAACUAUGACCACGGGUCCUCGGGCACGAGCAUACGAUUCACGUUUGGAUGAAGGAUCUUAUUUGAGGUUGAUGCAACGACUAAAUCUUGAGCCGAAGCCAUUUGUACCUGAUGAUUACUGGGAUGGUGAAUGGCCUGCACUUCCCAACGGCGACUCAGCCGAGCAUAGACAACCAUCUUCCCACGCCGAUACCAGUAGGCCUUUAGGGGUUGAACCGGUGAAUUCGUCCAACCAGCCGCAUGGUCAUAACAUUGCAGAUCGUGGAUGUAUGAGAGAUUACUUGCAGUCGUACCUAGCAGUACCUAUCCUUGGCCCUGCCCCUCGCGGUAACGAGAUCCUUUAA